GUGUCUUUUCGAAAUGGAAAACGUAACACCGUCAGGAACCACCGAGAACGACGGGCCGGCGAGUAGCCAACUGGAACGGCAGAUUUUAGCGGUGUUCUUGGGUCUCAUCGUGGUGCUGGGUACAGUUGGUAAUAUGAUAGUUAUACUUGCAGUUCUCCUGUCCCACAAACUGCGUACCAAAAUGAACCUGUUCGUGGUUAAUCUGAGCUUUGCCGACUUUCUGACAAGUCUUCACCUGGUGUGGAUCAUUGUGGCCUUCCUGAGUGAGGAUGGAUGGCCGUUACCGGACGAGCUAUGCGUUUGGUGUGGGUUUGUUCUCAUCACCUGCAUCGGGGCUAGCGUCUACACCUUAGCCUGUAUAGCCAUCAACCGUUUAGUUUUGAUCCGUUAUGGCCAAGCUGCCUAUCGUAUCCUCUGCAGACCUGUCAUAAUGAUUGGUAUGAUCGCAACCAUCUGGACCAUUCCGCUCUUUAUGGCAUCAAUACCUCUCAUCGCAGACUUUGGAGAACUAGGUUACAGCAGCAGAUACAGAACUUGUCUAAAAAACCACGCUCAUAAAUACGCCAAGGCCUACGACAUUCUCCUCUCCCUUACUUACUACCCAGUCUCCACGGCAGUGAUAAUUUUCAGUUACUUUAAAGUGUUUCUGUAUCUCCGCUCCCGCGUCAAGAAACUCGCACCGGGUGUUGCCGAGGCCACAGUGUCAUCUGUGAUGCAAGAGACCGAGCUUCGGAACCGGCAGGGGCAACAGGAGGCUCGACCGAACCUCCGCGUUAGGCUGGACAAACGACAGGUGCAAGUCACCAAGAACAUGUUUUACGUGGUGUGUCUCUUCUUUAUGUGCACAACGCCCUACGGUCUCACCCUCCUGUGUGACCAGCAAGUUUGUCUGCGUCUUGCCUCGUACGCCGCAGUUAUCCUGUCUCUCAACAGUUGUAUCAACCCCGUUGUGUACGCCACUAAACAUCCCGAUUUCAAGUUGGUGAUACGCUGCAUCUUAAUGUGCCGAUGGAAGAAGAUCCCUCAGCGCGUCAAGUUUUUUGGUGACUCGUGAAACAUAACAUGCCGUCCAACUUCGUCAUUCAGCCUGUCGACUCUUAGCAAAUGUCAAAAAGAGGUUUAACUUCAGGCCGCUAUCAGGCCUCGUUUUAAUUGCCAUUUACUGAAGCCAGAGACCUGAUAGAUUAUGUCAACUUAUGUCCAAUUAACGAUCUGUUUGAUGCUAUAUAUACACAUCGCCGGUCGAGCAUAUGAAAGCAUCAGUGACGUUUAAGAUCACUUUAUUGAGGCAUACAACAUGUUACGUAUAAUUAUUUUUAGGCCACAGUCUCUUACCAUUUUCCUAUGAGACAUAGCCGGAUUUUGUUGUCUAUGUUACAAUCGGGAUCCUAGACGUCAGACAGAGAUAUUUUCGUAAAGUGUUCAAUAACAUGUUCGUAUAAUAUGUUCAGUCAAAUGUUCUA
This is a messenger RNA of Patiria miniata (bat star), 1463 nucleotides long. RefSeq names its product melatonin receptor type 1B-like. Lineage: Eukaryota; Metazoa; Echinodermata; Asteroidea; Valvatida; Asterinidae. The transcript has a single exon. The record is from RefSeq and is a predicted model, not a curated record. Bases 14 to 1054 code for a protein of 346 amino acids. Gene Ontology annotation, biological process: G protein-coupled receptor signaling pathway. Gene Ontology annotation, cellular component: membrane. Gene Ontology annotation, molecular function: G protein-coupled receptor activity.